Messenger RNA from Leptosia nina, 2745 nucleotides. Lineage: Eukaryota; Metazoa; Arthropoda; Insecta; Lepidoptera; Pieridae. The record is from the annotation of a GenBank genome assembly.
AUGGCAGGCGUGGUUGAAUGGGGCUUGUUAGUGAUUUUUACAUUAUGCGGUGUUAAUGGGGACAGUCCGCUAUACUCUAAUGAGCCUGCAUUGCGAUGUCCACCAGAUGCAGAUCCUAAACGGUGCAUUUUUAAAGGUCAUCAGACUGAUGAAUACCUAUUUAAUAUAGAUGGUAAUAAUUUAUCUGUGACAUAUGGAGUGGCAUAUUUUCAAAUGCCCUGCUUGAAGGGCGUACCACUAGACAGCAAUUUACUACCAAGCUUUGGGCGUGUGACAGCGGUACCCAGAUUAACAUUGCGGGGAUGUGCCCUUCCUGAAGGACCUCUUGCAGAGGUGCUCACUGCACGAAAUCUGUCCCUGCCUGCAAUCUCCACACUGAAUCUUUACAACAUACCCCCUGAUUCCAAUGCCCUCACACAAGACCAUUUCCAUUUACUAAACCUUACUAUUCUAUCAGUGACAAGUGAAGCUCCUUUGUCUGUGUCUGCUGAUUUCCUGCGAAACUUAACACUUUCAGACCUACGUUUAGUCAAUGUCAACCUCACUAGUGACUCAUUGCAUCAACUUCCACAGACUCUUCGACUAUUAUCUAUUAAACGAUCUGAUUUAGAAGAUCUGCCUGUGAUUGCAUUAAAACGGUUUAUUACACUCAACCGUUUAGAGGUAGAGAGUAAACGCUUACACUCUGCACCACUCCAAGUUGUUGCCUCCUUGCGCUCCGUCGAGAUUCGGGCGCCUUUAGUUGAGCUCACGGUAGGAGCUGAACUGAAAAAUGCAUCCUUCAGCCUAGCGGCUCCAGCACCUGGUGGAUCAUGCUUUGUGGAACGGCUGAUGCUCUUUGGUGUAGAGGAGCAUAUUUUGCAAGCAUGGUUGCAGCGUUGCAGCAAUAUUCAUACAUUAGUGUACCGAUGUGCAGCAGGUGGUAGUGUAGGUCGAGAACCACUGCAAGGAUCAGGCGUUAAAACGCUACGUGAAUUCCACGUACGCAAUUGUCGACUUCGAGAUGUAGAGCCGAGGUGGCUAGCGGCUGCAACCGGCCUAUUGGUACUGGACCUGUCUUCUAAUAAAAUCGAAGCACUGCCUGCAGAGUUAGUUGUUACUUGCGAAGGAUUACAAGAAGCGUCCCUGCGCAAUAGUGGGGCAAAAAAAGCAGAUGUACGCGCACUGACCACCGCUACUACGUUGCGUUCGCUCGACUUGAGUUACAAUCAACUCGGAGAUCUUUGUCCUACCGCUGCUGAACAUAAUCCCAACGCUGUGUCUCUACUCUCACGACUGGUAGAGUUGCGAAAGCUGGAACUAUUGAAUACUGGGGUAACACGACUUUGUGCUGAUUGGAGGCGCGACUUGGCAUGGCUCUCUGAUCUCAAUCUGCGCUAUAAUAACAUCACUGAAUUGCAGCGAGAAGAUUUUAAAUGGCGACGCGAGAUUACGAGCACGAUUGACCUUCGCAAUAACCCGAUCCAUGGCUUGGUCUACGCGUCUAGAGAGUACCGGGCGUCUAGGGAAUCAGGUGAAACCGCGUCCGUAACCAUUGAGCUGGACUCAGAGCUGCAGUGCGACUGUGGGAUGUAUUGGUACGCUCGAAGUCUCCAGGACAGGGGCGGUGCUCCUGCACGUGUGUCUCUGGGACCUCUAGUAUGCACAGGUGGCACAGCUCUUGAGGAUAUGUCGUUGGAAGAACUUGUGUGUACUGUGCCGAGCCCUCCUUGUCCAAAGGAUUGCAUAUGCACUGCGCACGGUGGCGGUAUAACUGUACGCUGUAAUCAAGUUGGAAUGAAGCGCCCCCCGGACUUACCUUCAGAUUUAUCCUCUAUCACAUUACUGGAUCUCGCUCAUAACAAUAUUACCGAAAUGCCUACCGCUGUUAUGUUGCCUACUGGCAUAAUGAUGCUAAACUUAUCAUAUAAUGACUUGGAGCGUGUAAAUUCAGAAGCGGUAUCGUCCUACUUGGGAAAGCCAGGGCGUCAAUUGUGGCUCGCGGGCAAUCCGUUCUUGUGCACGUGUGAAAAUGUGGAUGGGUUGUCGGCUUUACGUGCUAACAGCGCGUCAGUGUCAGAUUGGGAGGCACUCCGAUGCACCGAUGGAAAAGCUAUAGCUGGUGUAGAAAUAACGACGCUCUGUACCAGCUCGCUAACGUUUAGCGCUCCGCUCGCUACGCUAUGCGUUGCAGCUGUAUUGGCUCUAGUAUCUGUCGCCGUAUUUCUUGCCAGCCCACGAGUGAGGAAACAUAUCAAGUGGUUGCUAUGGCGACGCUGGCCGGACGGAUGGGACGAAGAAGAGAAAGACGACACAAAUUACGAAUACGAUGCCUUUGUCUCGUUCUCGCACUGCGAACGUGAGCGUGCCCAGGUAGUCGCAUCUCGCCUUGAGGGUAUGGGUCGCCGUCUUUGCGUACACCAUCGCGAUUGGCGUCCAGGCGAGCUGAUCACAGCCCAGAUUGUCAGCUCCGUGCAUUCUUCGAGGCGGACAAUAGUCCUACUCUCGGACCAGUACCUCGCGUCGCCGUGGCCGCGUGCUGAAUUUCGGACGGCGUGUGCGCAUGCGCAGCGUUCAACGAGCGCUCGUCUCGUUCUAGUAUUACUGCCAGAGCUGAGCGCGUUGCCAGAAGCUCUCUCCUCCCAUCCAGAUCUAGCCGCUUUUGUUGCAUCCAACACAUACCUGGAGUGGGAGGACCCCUUCUUUUGGGAGAAACUCGAACGUGCUGUGCCUGUUCCUAAGGUAGAACCCAUUACAAGAUACUAG